AUGGCGCAGAUCUUUCAGAAGGAUCCGCGGCAAGCGGGUCUUUUCAUCGGUGGCCAGCGCCUCUCUGGGUCGGAUAUCCGGGACCAGAAUGUGCUUGCUGUACAGUCAAUCGCAAAUGUGGUGAAGUCGUCACUCGGCCCCGUAGGCCUUGACAAAAUGCUCGUGGACGACAUCGGUGAUGUAAUGAUCUCGAAUGAUGGCGCCACAAUUCUCCAGCUCCUGGAGGUUGACCAUCCAGCCGGUCGUAUUCUAGUCGAGCUGGCGCAGCAGCAAGACAAGGAAGUGGGCGAUGGGACGACAUCUGUGGUUAUAUUGGCAGCUGAACUGCUGCGACGCGCGAACGAGCUUGUGAAAAACAAGAUUCAUCCUACCACCAUUAUCACCGGCUACCGCUUGGCAUGUCGCGAGGCGCUCAAGUACAUCCAGGAUGUGUUGGCUGUAAAGGUAGAUGCACUUGGCAGAGAAAGUCUGAUCAACGUGGCCAAGACCAGUAUGGCCAGCAAAAUCAUCGGAAGCGAUGACGACUUUUUCGCUCAGCUGGCUGUCAAUGCUAUGCUGUCUGUAAAGACAGUCAAUGGCCGUGGUGAGACCAAGUACCCGGUCAAGGCAGUCAAUAUCCUCAAGGCGCACGGAAAGUCGGCUCGUGAGUCUAUGUUUAUUCAGGGAUAUGCACUGAACUGCACUGUCGCAUCGCAGGCGAUGAAGACGCGCAUCGCUGGCGCCAAGAUUGCAUGCCUCGACAUCAACCUGGUGAAACAGCGGAUGCACAUGGGCGUCCACAUCACUAUUGAUGAUCCUGACCAACUGGAAAAGAUCCGCGCUCGCGAGAGCGAGAUCGUGCUGGAACGCGUGCGCAAGAUCCUUGCGACAGGUGCGAAUGUGAUCUUGACGACGAAGGGCAUUGAUGAUCUGUGCCUAAAGGAAUUUGUACAGGCUGGAGCCAUGGCUGUGCGCCGCUGCAAGAAGGAGGAUCUGCGCCGCAUCGCAAAAGCGACUGGCGGCCAGUUUGUGAGCAGCUUGGCGAACCUGGACGGCGAAGAAUCGUUCGACGCAAGCAGCCUGGGUCAUGCAGACGAAGUGACGCAGGAGCGCGUGGGUGACAAUGAGCUGAUCCUUGUGCGUGGUUCAAAAGUGCACAGCUCGAGCUCUGUGGUGCUUCGUGGCGCAAACGAGUACAUGCUCGAUGAAAUGGAGCGUGCCUUGCAUGACAGUCUAUCGGUUGUGAAGCGGACACUAGAGAGUGGUUCUGUAGUGCCAGGUGGCGGUGCCGUUGAAUCAGCGUUGGACAUCUAUCUUGAAAACUUCGCUACGACGCUCGGGUCUCGAGAGCAACUGGCUAUCGCAGAGUUUGCACAGGCCCUGCUGAUUAUUCCCAAGACACUUGCUGUGAACGCUGCCAAGGACAGCACAGACCUGGUCGCCAAGUUGCGUGCCUAUCAUACAGCAGCACAGAAUGCGGAUGCAGCUGACCCGAAGAAGACGUUGCGCUUCUUUGGUCUGGAUCUGCUGUCAGGCGCGGUGCGAGACAAUUUGCGUGCGGGUGUAUUGGAGCCCACAAUGAGCAAGUUGCGGAGUCUUAAGAGCAGCGUGGAGGCAGCCACAAGCUUGCUGCGUAUUGACGAUGCCAUUACUAUUCCUCCUGAGCCGCCAAAGGAGGAUCCGCAUGAUCACAUGUAG
Malassezia globosa CBS 7966 is the source of this 1677-nucleotide messenger RNA. RefSeq lists its product as uncharacterized. Bases 1 to 1677 code for a protein of 558 amino acids. The record is from RefSeq and is a predicted model, not a curated record. Gene Ontology annotation, cellular component: chaperonin-containing T-complex. The transcript is spliced from 2 exons. Gene Ontology annotation, biological process: protein folding. NCBI's taxonomy places the organism in Eukaryota, Fungi, Basidiomycota, Malasseziomycetes, Malasseziales, Malasseziaceae. Gene Ontology annotation, molecular function: ATP-dependent protein folding chaperone; ATP hydrolysis activity; ATP binding.